Messenger RNA from Dama dama (fallow deer), 702 nucleotides. Its product is annotated as proline-rich protein 2-like. Lineage: Eukaryota; Metazoa; Chordata; Mammalia; Artiodactyla; Cervidae. The record is from RefSeq and is a predicted model, not a curated record. The coding region runs from base 1 to 702 and encodes 233 amino acids. The transcript is spliced from 6 exons.
AUGGGCUCAGGGCCCCCCAGUGGCCUCGACUGCCUGCAGGGACCCUAUUUCCAAGCAAGGUCACGUCCACAGUACCCGUGGCCCCUGGUCUCCACCGAGGCCCGGCCGUCCAGCGCAGGGCCCUCCCGGCUGCCCGCGGCUCUCGGCCCGUAUCCAUCGGGCGCUCACUCUGGGUUCCCUCCGUCCUGUGGCCCCCCCGCUCCCCCGCCCAGCACCCCCUCAGAUGCCCCCAGGCCCGGUGUCCGCGCCCCACCUCCCUUGAACCCCGCGCCCCUCAGAUGGCCUCCAGAGGCAAUGUCGGGUGCCCCACAGCGGCCCGACGGCCCCUCCCCUGAAGCCCGCGCCCCUCAGAUGCCCCCGGCCCGUCCCGCGGCCCUCAGAUGCCCCCGGCCCGUGUGCGGUCCCCGUCGCCCGCCCGACGGCCCCUCCCCUGAAGCCCGCGGCCCUCAGAUGCCCCCGGCCCGUCCCGCGGCCCUCAGAUGCCCCCGGCCCGUGUGCGGUCCCCGUCGCCCGCCCGACGGCCCCUCCCCUGAAGCCCGCGCCCCUCAGAUGCCCCCGGCCCGUCCCGCGGCCCUCAGAUGCCCCCGGCCCGUGUGCGGUCCCCGUCGCCCGCCCGACGGCCCCUCCCCUGAAGCCCGCGGCCCUCAGAUGCCCCCGGCCCGUGUGCGGUCCCCGUCGCCCGCCCGACGGCCCCUCCCCUGA